CCAAUACAUUUUAAUGCUCUUUAUUUAUAAGUAACCAAUCAAGCGGUUCAAGAAAAGCUGAAGAGCCGGAGACUGAAGAGCACACUUCCAAUUUCCAAAAGCCAUUCUUGCCUUUUCUCCAUCAUUUCGUUCUCCUUGCGCGGUAGUCUCCACUUCGCGUUGGAACCGUGCCUUUGAGCGGUACCAUUUGGAGCGUUCCUGUUAAAAGUUUCGAACGGCUCGUCGUUUCGGCGGUGAUCAUGGAAGAUACAGAGAGCUGCAGUAGCAGAGCCGUGGAUUUCGCGCCGACUCUUAGUCGGAAGCAGAGGCAGAAGGUCGUAGUGUACAAUCAAGUUCUUCAUCGUCUCAGAGACUUGAGCUUCGCAGAGACCAGUCUUCCUGGUUUUGAGGAUGAGCUUUGGGCGCAUUUUCAUCGCCUCCCUGCUAGGUAUGCAUUGGAUGUGAAUGCCGAGAGGGCACUAGAUGUUCUUAUGCACAAAAGAUUAUUGCAUAUGGCACGCGACCCUGCCACCAGACAUGCAAUUGAAGUCCGUGUCGUGGAGGUUCAUUUUUCUACGGGUGGAAAUUGUAGUCAUUCUUUUCAUUCGAACUCCCAAAUGAAAGUGGAUGCUCAAUGUUCUGAUCAUUCCAGCGAAAAGUGUGUUCAUCCACCGCCUGCCUUUGGUCCGUCAACUGAUGUUGAACCAACUCUUGAAGUCAACCACUUACAUGUUGAAGAUACGCAAAAUGGCAUGACUGAUACUUGUCUUCGUUCCCGGGCAAUGCAUGAAAUUACAAUUUCAACAAAUGACAAGCCCAAACUUUUCAGUCAGAUCAGGCUUCUGCAAGAUCUGAUGAUGGAUAGAAUAGUUGAUUUGAUACUUAUAUGUGGAACUUCCAAAAGUAAUUUACUACUGAGUUACUUACUGUCUGACGUUGGCUUGAACAUUCAAGAAGCGCAUGCUUUUUCCACUACAGAUGGCUACUCUUUGGAUGUUUUUGUUGUUGAUGGCUGGGCACUUGAGGAGAUCGAGCAGCUUAGAAAUACACUGCUAAAGAAAUUACCAAGAAUUCAGGGGGAGCAAGAGCAAACUGGGAGAGAUAAUGUAAAUGUAUCCACUGGUGGAAUCAAUGUCUGGGAAAUUGAUACAAGCCUGUUGAAAUAUGAAAAGAAAAUUGCAUCUGUCUCAUUUUGUGACUUGUAUAAAGGUACUUUUUGUAAUCAAGAUGUGGCAAUUAAAGUUCUGAGGGCAGAGCACUUAAAUAAAAACAUGCAGAGGGAAUUUGCUCAAGAAGCCAAUAUUAUGAGGAAUAUCCGGCACAAGAAUGUUAUUCAAUUCAUCGGGGCAUGUACAAGUCCUCCAGGCCUUUGUCUUGUCACGGAGUACAUGUCUGGUGGAAGCAUGUAUGACUUCCUGCAUAAACAAAAGAGUGUUUUGACACCUCCAUCCUUAAUCAGAGCAGCAAUUGAUGUUUCUGAGGGAAUGAACUACUUGCACCAAAAUAAUAUAAUCCAUCGCGAUCUGAAAGCUGCCAAUCUUUUGAUUGAUGGAAAUGGAGUUGUCAAGGUUGCUGAUUUUGGCGUUGCUAGAAUGCAAGCACAAUCUGGUGGCAUGACUGCAGAAACUGGAACAUAUCGCUGGAUGGCUCCAGAGCUCAUUGAACAUAAAGCGUAUGAUCACAAAGUUGAUGUCUUCAGUUUUGGAGUUUUACUGUGGGAGCUGCUUACACGAAAGCUUCCAUAUGAGCACUUGACCCCAUUACAAGCAGCAGUUGGUGUGGUCCAGAAGGGUCUGAGGCCUACAAUUCCGGCCAAUACUCAUCCAAAGCUUGUGGAACUGCUCGAGAGAUGCUGGCAGCAAGAUCCAUCUUUGAGACCAGAAUUCUCAGAGAUUAUAGAAAUUUUGGAGCACAUGGCCGAGAUGGAACUUUUGUUAUCUUGUAACAGGUUGAGGACGAGACAAUGCACCGGCAGAAGCGCAAAUCGUCUAGAAGAGUAUCUGCUUUUGGGCAGAGCAGCCAUUGAAGUGGCAAGUGAGAAGACUGUUUAUAACACAUUAACGAUCUUGUUCACUUUAUAUUUUCUUGAUUUGGUUCUUAGUUUUGUAAAUCUAAUUAUGACCACAAUGUAUAAUCCAAUCGCUUCUGUCAGCCCAACCAGGGAAAUGCUGUUCAGUUUGACACGCACAUACACCAUAUGUCAAUAAGAGAACAGCUAAACUGUCUAGAAACUAAUUCUCAUUGAUAAUCUAUUUAUUUUAUAAGCUUGGUUA
Messenger RNA from Corylus avellana, 2252 nucleotides. Its product is annotated as serine/threonine-protein kinase STY46-like. The record is from RefSeq and is a predicted model, not a curated record. Gene Ontology annotation, molecular function: ATP binding; protein serine/threonine kinase activity. NCBI's taxonomy places the organism in Eukaryota, Viridiplantae, Streptophyta, Magnoliopsida, Fagales, Betulaceae. Gene Ontology annotation, biological process: protein phosphorylation.